AUGUUCGUGAGCCAGCUCUCGAUUAUCACAGAACUGCGGCGAGCCAGCAAGUCGCACAGCAGCGUGCCCAUGCUGCAGUUCCUGGUGUCGUUUCUGAGCUCAGUGCUCUGGCUCAAGUACGGUCUGAUCAAGGCCGACGCAACCAUCACCUUUGUCAACUCCCUGGGCACGCUGAUCGCCGCGUACAUUCUCGGCUGCUUCUGGUACUACGCGCCCAGCCGCGCCUCCGUCGAGACCCGCGUUCUGGCCACUGCACUAACUGCCCUGGUACUGGUAACCCUGGUCGACCGCGCUACCGACCCGGCCGCCGUUGAUGCAUUCAGCCUGGUAUGCUGUCUGAUGACAUUGGUGUUUUUGGGCUCGCCGCUCAGCCAGAUUGGCAGCGUGGUGAGGCUGCGCGAUGCCUCGGUGCUGCUGCCGUCGGUCACGGUGCUGGCGUUCACCAAUAAUGUGCUGUGGACGGUCUACGGGUACUUGCAUAAUGACCCGUACAUGCUGUUUCCGAACUCGAUUGGCGCUGGGCUGUGUGCCGGGCAGCUGGCGCUGAUUGCGUACUACGGCCGGGCGGCGGCUCAGGCUGCACACACGCACACUGGCGGCACAUUGGAAAUGACCACGGUCGCGUAG
Linderina pennispora is the source of this 627-nucleotide messenger RNA. RefSeq lists its product as uncharacterized. Gene Ontology annotation, cellular component: membrane. The transcript has a single exon. Gene Ontology annotation, molecular function: sugar transmembrane transporter activity. Bases 1 to 627 code for a protein of 208 amino acids. Gene Ontology annotation, biological process: carbohydrate transport. The record is from RefSeq and is a predicted model, not a curated record. NCBI's taxonomy places the organism in Eukaryota, Fungi, Kickxellomycota, Kickxellomycetes, Kickxellales, Kickxellaceae.